Molecule: messenger RNA, 1029 nt
Organism: Caenorhabditis elegans
Lineage: Eukaryota; Metazoa; Nematoda; Chromadorea; Rhabditida; Rhabditidae
Gene: str-123
Product: Serpentine receptor class r-10
Exons: 6
Coding region: 1-1029 (342 amino acids)
Biological process (GO): detection of chemical stimulus involved in sensory perception of smell
Cellular component (GO): ciliary membrane
Source: RefSeq, marked reviewed
AUGGACAAACUCAUAGUAUCUCUUCAAUAUUCUGGAUUUCUUGGUUCUAUAGUUUUAAACGCUCUUCUUUUGCACCUUCUCUUUCACAAAGCAAGCAGCAGUUUUGGGAGAUAUAAAAUUCUGAUGAUAUCAUUUUCGAUAUUUGCAAUAUUCUAUUCAAUUGUGGAUGUUUUAACAUUACCGGUCAUAUUUGCAAAAGGAAGAUCAAUAUGUGUUUGUUCAAAUGGACCAUUGAAAUUAUUCAGAUCGAUAGGUGUUCCAUUGACAGCUGUCUACUGUGGUUCAUUCGGACUAUGUAUUUCACUUCUGGCUCUACACUUCUUUUACAGAUAUAUUGCAGUUUGCAAGCCAGAGAAAAUGUAUUACUUUGAUGAAAAACACAUUUGUUACACUUUCGUUCUCUCAAUAUUUAUAUUCGUUGCUUGGACCAUCACCACAUAUUUCCCAAUGCUACCAGAUGAAAUGAGAGAAGAAUAUUAUAGCGAUGUUCUGAUGGAUAACUUUCUCACAGAUUCCCAUGAAACAUCAUUUUUAGUAAUGAUGUAUAAAACACCUCCCGAUCGCCCAGAACCGGUCGAGUGGAUAUAUUCCCAAUUGUUAGCAUGUGGAUUUAUGUGUUUUCAAAUGAGCACAUGUAGUUUUGUGAUGCUCUUCUGCGGUUACAAAGCUGUUGUACAGAUGAAACAUUCGGAAGUUCAUAUGAGUUCAAAAACUAGAAACUUGAGUCGACAAUUAAUGAUGACGCUCGGUGCUCAAACUCUUCUUCCAUUCACCACUGUCUUUCUUCCUGUCGGUCUCAUAAUUGUGUUGCCUGUGUUUGGAAUAGAUGUUGGUGUUGCCGCAAAUAAAACCGCUGCGUUUUUGGGAAUAUAUCCCGCUCUUGAUCCAAUGAUAGCAAUUUUUCUAAUUAAGGACUUUCGAUAUUUUGUCUUUUGCCGUUCAGAAUCUUCGUAUGUAUCAUCUGCACUUUCAUUAACUUCACACCCUUCGAAAGUUUUCAAAAUUGUGAAACGUAACAAUGCAGCUUAA